AAAGUUUUGUUAAGAACCGAGUUUAUCUCGUCAUUCUCCACAACAUCUUCGUUUCCCUUGACCUAUAAAUUCUCACUCUUCCCUUACUUUACCUUUGCACCAAAACCCUUGUUUCCCCCUCUCUCUCUAAAACUCAACCAUGGAAGACGACGAUGAGUUCGGAGAUCUUUACACAGACGUCCUUCGUCCCCUUACCACGCAGUUUCAGCCGCAACACGAAGAAGCCGGCUCCUCCGCUCCUGGCGGAAGGGCGGCGGCGGCGUCGUCGUCACAGGGCCGCCGGAUCGAUCUCAACAUCAACAGCGAUGACGAGGAGAUUUUAUACGGAGCUCCCGAUUUGAAGAAAUCGGAUUCGAAUUCGAAUUUAAAUCCCAGCAGCUCUGCCCUCCGAUGGAAUUUGAAUGCCCCGAUUCAAGAAAAAGCCCUUCCCGAACCGAGGGGGUUCGAUUUGAAUCUAAACUCGGAUUUAGAUUCCGCGAAGAUUGUUGGAAUAGCUGAAAAUAGAGCCGACGAUUUGGCGUUUGAUGAAGCUAGGGUUUCCAAGAAGGGCGAGGGUGUGAAAUCGCCACCCCAGAAGGCAUCUGGUGGGUCGAUUUUCUUGGAGAAUGACGACGAUGAUGAUAUCAACAUCAUCGUGGAAGAAGGGGAGAAUAAAGACGAUGACUUUCUGGAGAAAGACGAUGAUGCCGAUAUUUCCGGAACCGGAAAGGAGCCUGCUAUUGGAGUCGAUUCGGAGCAGAUGAUUCCGGGCCUUUCCGGAAGAUUGGAUAACCCUAGGGAUUCAAAUUUUGAGGAUGAUUGGGAAAGUGAGGAGAGUGAGGAUGAUUUGCAGAUAGUGUUGAACGAUAACAAUCAUGGUCCAGUCGGAAUGGCGGGGGUGAACGAUGAGGAUGACGAGGAUGGAGAGCAGUUGGUGAUUCUUGCGGAUAAUGGCGAUGUGGGCCACCACCACCAUCAACAGCCACAUCAGAUGAUGAUGGAGGAGCCGGAGUGGGGCGGCGAGGAAGGGGGACCAGCGGCAGAUGGAGACAAGGAUUUGGGUGAUGCCGCCAAGGCGAGUGGAGGAGGUGGCGGCGGUGCUGCUCCGACAGCGGUGCAGCCAAAGGUUGCUUACAGUAAUCAUGGGUUCCAUCAUCCUUUCCAUUCGCAGUUCAAGUAUGUGAGACCUGGCGCAGCACCUUUGCCUCCUGGAGGGAUUGCGGGUCCCGUUCGUCCACCUGUCAACAUGGCCCCUAUGGCUGGACGCGGAAGAGGUGAUUGGAGACCACCUGGAAUGAAAGGUGCUUUGCCCAUGCAGAAAGGGUUUCAUCCUGGUUACGGAGGAAUGCAGGCAGGUCGUGGUUUCGGAAGUGGCUUGGAUUUCACUCUUCCUUCACACAAGACCAUAUUUGAAGUCGACAUUGAUAGCUUUGAAGAAAAACCUUGGAAACUUCCGACGAUAGAUGUAUCAGACUUUUUUAAUUUCGGUUUGGAUGAGGAUAGCUGGAAAGAUUACUGCAAACAGCUGGAACAACUGCGGCUUGAGACGACAAUGCAAAGCAAAAUCCGUGUCUAUGAAAGUGGCAGAGCUGAACGGGAUUACGAUCCUGAUCUUCCACCGGAGCUUGCAGCAGCAGUUGGUAUCCAAGAUAUUCCACCCGAAAAUGCGAAUCGUGGGAAUACAGAUGCUGCUCUGACUGACAUAGCAAGAGCAAAUGCGAAUGGGCGGUCCCCUCUCCCUGUCGGCAGGCCAAUACCCGUAGAAUCUGGUGGUGGUGGUGAUCGAGUUCCGUCAGUUGAUAGUAACAAGCGUAUAAGAAUGCACGAUGCCGAUGUCGUUAUUGAGAUCAUUUGCCACAGUUCGGUCGAUGAUGAUGAAGUGGCAGAGCAGCAAGACGACGAGCCGCCAAGGAAGGAUGGUGAUGACGUGGCAGAGAAUGUGGAUAGCUUUUCACCAGCAUAUAACGGUCAGAAGAGGGAAUCUGGAUCAAGAAGAGCACAAUUAAAGAAGAACACUGUUAGUACCGAUAGGGAAACUGAUAUCCUUCAUGAGGACGAGAGGCGGGACGAUAAAACAAGUCCUACCUCGUCACCUUCAGCCACUGAAUCUGAUCGGGAAAAGCCCCCACCAGUUGAAGAUGAAAUGAACGAUGGACCUUUAUCGGACGAUCGAAGCUUUGAUAUGGAAAGAGAAAAAAUCGACGUGGAUACAAAAACUGAAGAUGGGAACUUGUUGUAUCCAACAAAGAAACAAAAACUCGGUUCACUCGCAGAACAGUUGUCCCAAGAGGAUGAUGAUGAUGACAUGGAAGACUCGAAGGCGGGAAGGAGCAGCGACACAACCAGCAAAGCGAGAUCUGGAAGUAGUAAAGAUUUCCGGAAGUUUCCGGAAGAUGCUGAUGAUGAAGUUCUUCAGGACAGACGCCCUCCUCGAGCAGGUUUCGUCAAGAGAGAAGUGGGGAAUGUGGACAGCUCUCGUAGAAAAGGUUAUUACGAGAGAGAUGAAACCGAAAGACACGUGGCAGCGAAAGGGAGAGAUUAUUCCUUUCCGCAUAGGCAUGUGGCGAAGAACGAGAGUACAGAGUGGAAAAAGGAAUACAGAGAUGCUGAUAAUCGUAGGGGAAGGACAAGGGAUAUGAGUAAGGGUAGAGAAAGUGAAAGUAGAAGCGAGAAAGACGAAAAUCACCAGUCGAGAAAUCAGAUGGAUAACGGUGGUAAUUGGAGGGGGGCUAGUCAUGAUCAUAAUCUUAAAAAUCGGAACGAAAAUGCCGACGCGUUUCAUAGCAAAAGAAGGAAAGAAGAGGUGCGUGUAAGUCAGGAGCGCGCUGAAAAGGAAGAUAUAUCCGAUAAUCACAGAGAGAAUAACAGCAGCCGAAGGAAGAGAGAGAGAGAUGAUGGCUCUGAUCAGAUCAAAAGAGAUGUACAUAAUAAUAGUAAUGCAAGGCAAAAAGAAGGGGGCUCGUCGUUUCAGAGGGAGAGGAUCGAUAGGCAGAGAGAGCGCGACGAAUGGUAUAGGAUUAAACAAGAGGAAAUUCCACCGAGGGAGAGAGAAGAAACCCGAUUGCAAAAGCCGAGAAUGAGUCAUUCGAGAGGGAAAGACGAUUAUAAUACGGGAUCGAGCAGAGAGUACCAUUCGAAGGAUGUUUAUGCUCGUGGGAGUCAACACAUCAAUGAUGAGAAGAGAGCAAGAUACGAUAGGCCUAAUAAUCGAGAUGGGCGUGUUAACUAUGGUUCCGAUACUUCGAGGGUGCACGAAGAAAAACGGAAAGAAAGUAGUAGAAAGAGUAAGGAAUUGGAUGGUGGAGAUCGCAGUUCGUUGAACCCUUAUAAGAGGAACCAGAACGAGCAUGGUGGCCAGAUAAGCAAGAAGGUGAACAUGAGAGGCAGAACCGAGCCACAAAGAGGUGAAGUCGACGUAAACCAUCACUCUUCCAAAAAACACAGAGAAGAGGUUUCGUCAGACGACGAACAGCUUGACUCGAAAAAGGGGCGCUCUAAAUUGGAACGUUGGACAAGCCAUAAAGAGAGGGAUUUUGGUGGGCCCACAAUGCCACCAUCCUUGCCCAACAAGCCGCCCGAAGAAUCUUCCAGAAAGAUCCAAGAUGCUAAGCCGCCACAGCCACCUUUGGUCGAAGAAAACGACACCGUUCCAGAAACGAAUAAUAAUAAUGUCAACCCUAAAGCAGCAACGGAGGAUAAUAACAAACACUUGGACACUGUUGAAAAGCUGAAGAAACGGAGCGAGCGUUUUAAGCUUCCUAUGAAAAACGAAAAAGAUGUCUCGACAACUACAGUCAAGAACAUCGAGAGCGAAAAGCAACCGACUUUGCCUUUGGUCCAAACUGAAACCCGCCCGACCGAUUCGGAGAUCAAGUCAGAGCGUCCAGCUCGUAAGAGGAGGUGGACUGGAAAUUAAAAAAAAAAAAAAAAGGGAACACGGGAAAAAGAGAUUUUUCGGCUGUGGUUGGAUAUUUAUGUUCGGUUUUUGUUUUUCGAACUACGGAUGUUUUCAUACACUUGUAAUUUUUAAGUUGUUAAAAUUGUGCGGCAGCUCGUGAUGUAGGGCUGUAUUUGGAUAUUCACGAAACGGGAAAAACCUGAUGCAGCCAUUGAUUCGGUUUUUGUGUCUUGACAAUAGUUCAUUAGCUUGUGUGUGUGUGUAUAUAUGUUAUACCUUAAAAAUUGUAGCAUUCUGAUUGGCUGCAGAUUAAUUAUCUGAAGUUUGUGUUUCAUGGAGAAGAAGCCUAAGUUACUAUAGUAUAUGAUUAGAUAGUUAGUUACUGUCUUGUAUCUGGAUACAUGUGUUUGCAUUUUUCAGUGGGAAAAUCAAUUUUGUUU
Erythranthe guttata (spotted monkey flower) is the source of this 4317-nucleotide messenger RNA. It is a transcript of the gene FIP1[V], whose product is annotated as FIP1[V]-like protein. Gene Ontology annotation, molecular function: RNA binding. Gene Ontology annotation, cellular component: nuclear speck. Gene Ontology annotation, biological process: mRNA processing. Lineage: Eukaryota; Viridiplantae; Streptophyta; Magnoliopsida; Lamiales; Phrymaceae. The record is from RefSeq and is a predicted model, not a curated record.